UCAUUUUCCCUCAUUCAGACGCAUCCGAAAACUUCUGCUCAUCUGUCUCGGCAUUUUUGCCUCUCCUAGCUUCGUCUCACACUCUUAGUUGCCUAGCUUCGUCUCAGUUGCCAGCCUGGUCGUCUGAUUUGUGCCAUGGCCCAUGGGAAGAGGUCUAGGCAACAGGCCGAAACAACCUCCGUCAGCCUCAUGGACCUGGACGGCGGCGACAUGGCGCGCAUCCUCAUGAUCUUCUCCGGCCACCACAACACCCACGGUCACCACGACGUUGCCGGGCCUGCGUCGCCGGAGAGGGUGUUCGAGUGCAAGACCUGUAACCGGCGCUUCCCGUCCUUCCAGGCGCUCGGCGAGCACCAGGCCAGCCACAAGAAGCCGCGACUGGCUGACGGUGAGCCGCCCAAGCCCAAGGUGCACGGCUGCUCUAUGUUAGCCUUAAUCUUGACUUGCAGGACGUGGCUAAGCUGA
Messenger RNA from Triticum aestivum (bread wheat), 465 nucleotides. Its product is annotated as zinc finger protein ZAT12-like. The transcript has a single exon. The coding region runs from base 136 to 465 and encodes 109 amino acids. Lineage: Eukaryota; Viridiplantae; Streptophyta; Magnoliopsida; Poales; Poaceae. The record is from RefSeq and is a predicted model, not a curated record.